Molecule: messenger RNA, 1296 nt
Organism: Salvelinus sp. IW2-2015
Lineage: Eukaryota; Metazoa; Chordata; Actinopteri; Salmoniformes; Salmonidae
Product: peptidase inhibitor 15-like
Cellular component (GO): extracellular region
Source: RefSeq, a predicted model, not a curated record
CAAGUACAUUGACCAAAAGAAAGAUUUUCACACACACAUACACGUACUCACAGAACACACAUCUACACACUGGAAACYCACAUUCACAUACAGCAACACCCUCUGAUACCGGCAGACAUCUGAAGUGACCCUUGAGAGAGAGAAAGAGAGGACUUUACUGCCUAGACAUGCUGAGGGGGACACUUCUCUGGGCUGGCCUGGUGGGAUUCUAUGUCAUUGUCACCCUGUGUCCAGSCUCCUGCCAGCUGAGCGAGGACGACACAGAGACCCUCGUGGAGCUGCACAACAGCUACCGUGGCCAGGUGGUGCCCAAUUCCACCUACAUGCAGAAAGUGAAAUGGGAUGAGAAGCUGAAGAUCAUAGCUGAGGGCUAUGCUGUGAAGUGUAUAUGGGAGCACAACCCGGAUCUAGAGGAGCUGAACAUGGGAGAGAACCUGUUUGUGUCCAACGGACUCUUUGACCCCAACAUUGCCAUGGAGAAGUGGUUCCUGGAGCACCUAGACUACGACUACAACAACAACAGCUGCCAGGAUGACAAGAUGUGUGGACACUACACUCAGAUGGUGUGGGCGGACUCUCACUCUGUGGGCUGUGCUGUUCAUCGCUGUGACACCAUGGAGGGGCUGUCCUUUGAGAAAGCCACCUUCCUAGUCUGCAAUUAUUACCCAGCAGGUAACUUUAAUGAUGAGAAACCCUAUGAGGAAGGUGAAUGGUGCUCCAAGUGUCCAGACAACCUGCCGCGAUGUGACCAGAACCUCUGUGUGCCUGAUGCCCAUGAGCCUACAGAGGAGCCUGAUGUAGAGAAGGAGACAAUGUACAGCUCUCUCCCAGGCACUGAUGAGCCCUCCACACACACAGCCACAGCCACAGCCACCACCAUAGCCACAGCCACCGAGGACACACCGCCAUCACCACCGAGGACACAACCAGACUACUCAUCAGCCCCUGAGCCAACCAUGGCUGACAGAGAGGAGACAGGCACAGAGCCUGGGGAUGAGGAGGAGGAGGAGAAGUGGGAGGGGGAGGAAAGAGCUACAGAGAGGGAGAAGGACAGUACUAGAGAACAACCUCCAGCCAACGCAGGAAGUGUUUCUACUUCCCUACUUCUGGUUACUAGCUUGAUGCCUUUACUGUCACUGGGAUUGUGAGGGAGUGCAUGAGGGAAAAGGUAUCACACACACACACACUAUCUGGAGCUGAACUGGACAUUGCUGGAAYCUGAAUUACAUUGUGAUAUAAUUAAGCAAUAAGGGCUGAGGGGGUGUGGUAUAUGUCCAAUAUACCYCAGCUAAGGGC